CCACCGAUGUCCAUUCAGUCCAUUGUGGUGCAAGUCCAGUGUGUUAACAAAAAGGUUGGCACCAUUAUCAACCAUGAAGUACGGAUUGUGGUGAGAGACAGGAACGAUAACUCGCCCCGGUUCCAGCAGCAGCGAUACUACGUGGCUGUAAAUGAGCUAACUCCAGUUGGAACAACCAUCUUUACGGGAUUUUCUGGAAACAAUGGUGCUACUGACAUUGAUGAUGGUCCAAAUGGCCAGAUAGAAUAUGUCAUCCAGUACAAUCCUAACGACAAGACUUCCAACAGGACCUUUGAUAUUCCUCUCACUUUGUCCGGAGCAGUAGUUCUACGGGAAAGACUAAAUUAUGAAGAGAAGACGCGUUAUUUUGUCAUUGUUCAAGCAAAUGACCGUGCCCAAAAUCUUAAUGAGCGAAGGACAAGUACAACCACCCUGACAGUUGACGUGCUCGAUGGGGACGAUUUGGGACCGAUGUUUCUUCCAUGUGUCUUGGUGAAUAAUACUCGUGACUGUAGACCUCUCACCUACCAAGCGAGCUUGCCAGAACUAACUGAUCCUGCACGUGUGAAUCCCAUCAGUGUCACUCCACCCAUCCAAGCCAUAGAUCAGGACCGAAACAUCCAGCCUCCUUCUGAUCGACCGGGCAUCCUCUAUUCCAUCCUAGUUGGUACUCCGGAGGAUUAUCCACAGUAUUUCCAUAUGAAUCUCACAACAGCUGUACUCACGCUCCUAAAGCCAAUAAAUAGGGAUUUACACCAGAAGUUUGACUUGGUUAUUAAGGUAAUUUUGGCUGAAUUCAUAUUUCCAUAUGCUUUUGAAAACUGCUUA
This is a messenger RNA of Pelecanus crispus (Dalmatian pelican), 828 nucleotides long. The record is from RefSeq and is a predicted model, not a curated record. Lineage: Eukaryota; Metazoa; Chordata; Aves; Pelecaniformes; Pelecanidae.